Messenger RNA from Iphiclides podalirius (scarce swallowtail), 507 nucleotides. NCBI's taxonomy places the organism in Eukaryota, Metazoa, Arthropoda, Insecta, Lepidoptera, Papilionidae. The record is from the annotation of a GenBank genome assembly.
AUGAAUCCUUCUGUCACCUUAGGCGCUAUGCUCUGGGGCAAAAUGUCGAUAGCACUUGGACUUGCAUAUGUCAUUGCUCAAUGCGUGGGUGCCAUAGCAGGAUAUGGGAUAUUGAUGGCUGUCGCUCCUGUAGACUUGGUGCCCGAUGGGAUUUGCACCACGCAACCUCACGCACAGCAUACAAUGCUCCAAGCUGUGGCAGUCGAAGUUAUACUAACAGCUGCAUUGAAUUUCCUCAACUGCGCCGUUUGGGACCCGUCCAAUGAGAAGUCGCUCGAGUCAGUUUCUUUAAAGUUUGGCUUCACAAUAGCCGGAUUGUCGUUAGCGGGUGGCCCUUUAACUGGAGCUAGUAUGAACCCAGCUAGAUCUCUUGGUCCAGCACUGUGGACAGGUACGUGGGAUAGUCUUUGGGUCUAUUGGAUUGGACCGCUGCUCGGUGGAUCACUCUCAGCGAUAUUUUACAAGUAUGUCUGGCUCGAUAACGGAGAAAAGGAAUCGGUGCUAGAG